This is a messenger RNA of Rodentolepis nana, 843 nucleotides long. Lineage: Eukaryota; Metazoa; Platyhelminthes; Cestoda; Cyclophyllidea; Hymenolepididae. The record is from the annotation of a GenBank genome assembly.
UCGAAGUAUAGGGAUGAAUUCUCCGAGACUAUAUUGGAGCUUCAGGAAUUUCAGGAGAUAGAGGAGAUUCGACGCUACUGGUGGCGGAACUUCAGUAUCGAGGAGCCCUGUGAGAAGCCCGUCGCUAAGAGCACCAAUGCGCAUUCCCUAGGACAUGAGCAGAUUGGGGGGUGUUUCGUAAUGUGCCUAAUUGGCCUUGGCGCCUCUCUCUUGAUUAGUCUUCAGGAAUUCCUCUACAAAGCUUACCAUCGAUCUAGAAUUACCAAGCGUUCAUUUUGUGAAGAGGUUGCCCGAGAGUUCCGAUUCUCGAUGGCCUGUUCUAGCACUCGAGAUUUUGGCGCUGAAUCGAUCAUACCACUUCCUCCACCAUCGUCUCGUUGUGCGCCUAGUUCGAAGGAGUGCCGAAUGGCUGCUCUGGCAUACGCUCCCUGCCUGCCCGCAGCAGACCGCAUUUUAGCGAGUGCCAAUGCUGAUGCUGCAAGAAAUGGACGACCUACAUUCAAUAAUCAAUACUCUCCGAACAUUGAGGUCAUUCGUUUGACCACUCGAAUGCCAUCUACAACUACUCCCAGUGUUACACCUGCAUCCGUUGGUCACAGCCCAGGUGAAGUUGAUAAGGAGCGGCAAUUUGAAGAAAAUGUGGAAUCUGAAAGUAGUGACACAUUAAGCAGUCCGCCAAUUUACAGUCGACCACCAUCGAUGACAAGGGAAUCAGUGUUGCCAAGCCCACUGUCAUAUCAUCCACCAAUUGCAGAGAUGGACCCUCAACGACGAGCCUAUCCUUCCGAACUCGGCUACUACGGCAGUCAAAAUGACUUCCGUGUGCAGAAAUUUUCGUGUUGA